Molecule: messenger RNA, 261 nt
Organism: Arabidopsis thaliana (thale cress)
Lineage: Eukaryota; Viridiplantae; Streptophyta; Magnoliopsida; Brassicales; Brassicaceae
Product: Defensin-like (DEFL) family protein
Exons: 2
Coding region: 1-261 (86 amino acids)
Cellular component (GO): extracellular region
Source: RefSeq, marked reviewed
AUGAAUACAAUUGUUUUGUUUUUAACUCUUCUAAUUCUUGUUUCUUCAUGUACAUCAAUAGUUAUGAAAAGCUCAAACUCAAAAGAGAGAACAUACCCUGUUACUCCAGCAUUGAAUCCUCUAACUGGUCAACACUCUCUCCGUCAACGCCAACUGAUUUUUUGUGAUGAGUGUGCAAAUGCUUGUUUUAGAAGGAAGAAGCCUGUGCGUUCUUGUCAACGAUUUAUAUGCCGUUGCGCGAUUAGAGAUGUUGGAUAUUAA